Messenger RNA from Lathyrus sativus (Indian pea), 1410 nucleotides. The record is from the annotation of a GenBank genome assembly. Lineage: Eukaryota; Viridiplantae; Streptophyta; Magnoliopsida; Fabales; Fabaceae.
AUGAUGAUGAUGAUGGUGAUUCCUCCUUCUCAUAGUUUUCAGAUUCUACUUACUCUCGGUUUGCUUUUUAGUUUGCAGAUCUUAAUUCACAUUGAAGCUUCCUCUAGUUCAAAGGUUGAACAUCUUCCUGGUUUUCAAGGACCACUUCCUUUUCAACUUGAAACCGGGUAUGUGGGGUUAGGGGAAACAGAUGAUGACAUGCAAGUGUUCUACUAUUUCAUCAAGUCAGAGAAUAAUCCUCAGAAAGACCCUCUUCUGCUUUGGUUAACUGGUGGCCCUGGUUGUUCUUCUUUUUCUGGUCUUGUCUAUCAAAUAGGUCCGUUUGCGUUUGAAAAAAAGGAGUACGACGGGAGCGUGCCUAGUUUGGUUUCGAGGCCACAAUCUUGGACUAAGCUAUGCAGCAUUAUUUUUGUUGAUUUGCCCUUUGGAACUGGUUUCUCGUAUGCUAAAAAUGUCACCGCUCAUCGUAGCGACUGGAAACUAGUCCAUCAUGUUCAUCAAUUUCUUAGGAAGUGGCUGAUCGAUCACUCUGAAUUUCUUUCAAAUGAAUUCUACAUGGGAGCCGAUUCAUACUCUGGCCUUCCUGUCCCGGCCAUUGUUCAAGAAAUUUCAAAUGGAAAUGAAAAAGGUCUUGAACCGUCGAUAAAUCUCCAGGGAUAUCUACUAGGAAAUCCUCUAACAACAGCAAAAGAAAUCAAUUAUUACAUUCCAUAUGCUCAUGGAAUGGGACUCAUUUCCGAUGAACUCUAUGCGUCGCUGCAGAGAAAUUGUAAAGGAGAAUAUAUCGACGUAGAUUCUAAAAAUGAGUUAUGUUUAAGAGAUCUCCAAUCCUUUGACGAGUGCCUUUCAGGAAUUAAUACGUUCAACAUUUUGGAUCGCUAUUGCAAAGAUGAUUCGCGUCUAUGGAGGAGAUCUUUGACUCAAGAGUUGAAGAAACCUCUUAGAUCUCGUCUCAAAGUGCCCGAAUUAAGUUGCCAAAUUUAUGGUUUUUACCUCGCAACUAAAUGGGCUAAUGAUGAUAGUGUCCGCAAGGCACUACAUAUUCGAGAGGGAACCAUACGGAAAUGGGAACGUUGUUAUACUGAAGAUUUUGAGCACGAUAUCCCUAGUAGCUUCGAGUUUCAUGUAAAUCUAAGCAAAAAAGGAUACCGUUCUUUGAUAUACAGUGGGGAUCAUGAUAUGGUUGUUCCUUUUACAUCUACUCAAGAUUGGAUAAGGAAUUUAAACUACUCCAUUGUAGAUGAUUGGAGGUCAUGGUUAGUAAAUGACCAAGUCGGAGGAUACACAAGAACUUACUCAAAUCGAAUGACAUUUGCAACUGUAAAGGGUUCAGGUCAUACCGCUCCCGAGUACACUCCCGAGCAAUGCUUUGUCAUGUUUAGGAGAUGGAUAUCUUAUUUACCUUUGUAA